This is a messenger RNA of Pseudogymnoascus verrucosus, 2768 nucleotides long. RefSeq lists its product as uncharacterized. The coding region runs from base 247 to 1620 and encodes 457 amino acids. NCBI's taxonomy places the organism in Eukaryota, Fungi, Ascomycota, Leotiomycetes, Thelebolales, Thelebolaceae. The transcript is spliced from 2 exons. Gene Ontology annotation, molecular function: protein binding. The record is from RefSeq and is a predicted model, not a curated record.
GCUAAGAGGAGGAUGACCUUGGCCCAGCCUCGCUAUUUGUGUUGCGGGCCGCCACUGCCCGCAUUACACUAACCAUUUAAGUGGGACUGCGGGGUGCGGUGAAAAGCGGCAGUAUGCAGGAUCUCUAAUCCGAUUAUAUGGACUCGAACCAUCCUGUUCUAGAACCUUAAGCGCGCGAAAUAUGGGGUAUAAUCAUGCAACAGAAUAGGAUUGAACCAUUUAUAGUCGACAUACAGCUGAAUAAAUAUGGAUGCUGAAUUAUGCCCCCCGCAAUUGGUGGCGACAACAAGUAGCACAUAUUCAUGCUCAAUCGAAGAAUCGAGAAAACGCGAACUUGAAGCACGUGAAGACUCUACUGUCUUCUCCCCAGUAGGGACUGCACAAGAUGGCCGCGAGUCUAAUUACUUUAAAAGCAUACAAUGGUCUCCUGACGGCACAUCGCUGAUAGCAGCGUCUGCCGACAACAAGCUCCGUUUCUACGUCGCACCCCCUGACCUUCUAUCUCCGUCGUCCUCACCUCACAUACUGACACCAUAUACUACCUACGCUGCACCGGAGCCAACCUACACGCAAUCCUUCUACCCGCAUUUUGAUCUCCAAAAUUCCUCAACAACCGUCCUCCUAUCAUCACCACGAGAUCAUCCAAUCCAGCUCAUCAACGUCCUCUCCCCAGAGCCAUCACCAGUGUCCACCUACUCACUAGUAUGUCGCACCACGGAAGCCUACCUGACUCCCUCCUCCUUACUCUGGCACCCGUCUGGCCAGGAAUUCUACACCGGGACCGACUGUCUAAUCAGCAUCUUCGAUGUAUCCCGCUCAGGCGAGGGCCCAACCACACGCCUCCCAACCAUUCCAUCAAAGCGCCAUAAAAUGAAGGGCGGUGGCGUUGGGAUGCGUGGUAUUGUCUCGUGUCUAAGUUUGCAGCCUGACGCGCCUGAUAGUCCGUUGGGGAAUGGCAUGCUAGCUGCUGGAACGUGGACGCGAUGGGUUAGCCUCUAUGACGCGGAGGGGCUGGGAGGCACUGUUGCGAACUGGAGUAUUGCAUCUGCAGCGGAUGAUGAAUCUCAAAUCGGCGGGGCUGGGGUGAGCCAAGUUCUCUGGAGUGCAUGUGGUCGAUACCUUUUUGUUGUUGAGCGCAAGAGUCGAGGGGUACUUGUCUACGACGUAAGAGUUACUGGAAGGCUCGUAGGUUGGUUGGAGGGACGGGAAGCAGAAACGAAUCAGAGAAUGAGCGUCGACACCGCUUCUAUCGGUGGCAAGAGCGAAGUUUGGGCAGGAGGAACGGAUGGCAGGGUCAGAGUUUGGAGAGACGUUGGAAGUAAAGAAAGAGGUGCGAAACCAGACAUGGAUUGGCUUGCGCAUGAGGAGGGGACAACAGUUGGAGGCCUAGCAUUGCACAGCUGCGGCUCUGUCGUCGCGACUGCUUCUGGAAUGAGGCGAGAGAGGAUUUAUGUUCCAGAGACGGACAGUGACUCAGAGAGCGAAAGCGAAGACGAUUCUUCCGACGAUUCAGAUGUUAGCGAUAAAACAACCAAGACGCUUUCCGAAACCUCGACAAUCUGUUCCUCACACCAAGAGUUGACCGAGGAUAAUACUAUCAAGUUAUGGAGCAUACUAUGAAAUCUAUCUCAUAUGCUAGGUGUGCAUUACAUCUCAUGGCCACUUGCUAUCAGCACCGAUACAUGUUACCAAAUGGAUUCUCGCAAAGCAGCGAAGCUACAUUCGCCAAUAUUCCUCCCAAACCAAUGCUAUCAGGGCGUGUCAUGUCUCCACCGAGCAUCAAUGAUACUAGACACCCUGCCAAGAACCCUCUCACCAUCAAGGACAGGGCUAAACAUGCGUAUUCUCUCACUGUGGCCCAUCCCAACAAAUGCACUGAUCCCGAACAUGCCACGCCUACUCGGAUGCACGCCCUCUGGUGCCUUCAAAGACGAGACCACCGCUUGCGCGGCAUAUGGAUUCAUGCCACAUCGCCUUAAGAAGACUUCCCAUUGCGUUUCAUCCUCAAGCAAACCACGGGUAUUGGAGCCGGUUGCGCCGUAUCGAAUCAUACCUGCGACGACCCAGUUUGCCAGCGUCUCAUGCCCGCCAGGCACGAAAUAUGCGAUGACUGUACAUGGUAACGAAGCACAGAAUCCCAUAAAAUCAGCCAUCGCCAUACAUUCUUGACCACCUAAAACGGCAACCGAGCUCUCGUCAGGCGAUGCUUCACUGAUAAAGACCAAAAACCUUUCAUACCUCAUACAGACCGCUUCAACCCUGCUCUUGAUCUCAGACUUCUCUUUCUGGCCCGGCAGUGGCUUCUGCUUGAUUUUCAUGAGGGUUGUUAGCACCACACCCGUCGACGGAGAGAGAACAAGAUCUGCUUCAGCGGCAAGAGGACUUCUGACUGGAGACCGUGUGAUGGUACCUUGUCUGAGCCAUGCUGUUGUGUUGUAUCUGUUGAAAUUCCUCUCGAUGAACUGAGCUGUUGGAAUUAAGGAUUUGAUGGCGCUGAAUAAGGGGCGUUGCUUGAGAAGAUCCGUUGAGAUUAUGUAUUGGGUUGGCUCAGUUGGGAUAGUGAUGUUUGAUAAUGGCAGUGGAAUGUCUGCUUUUGUGAGACGAGAGCUGGCGACGACUGGCGGUGGGAUAGGCAGAGGUGCGGAAUUGUUGGUAGGAACUGCCUUGGGGGUGGAGAAAUAGGAGGUGGUGCUGUCUGCGGGCUUGUGCCUCUUCGUUCCUCUCAUCUCCAUAAAAUUGUCUAGGGCCGUUGUUGCUGAGAAUACAUC